AUCCCAUCCCAUCCUUGCGUCCAGUCAAUCAUUGCGGGAGCCCUGGGCCCUUAAUCGCUUUGAUCGCCUUGAUCGCCUUGCAAAUAUGCCACCCUCCCAGUGCUUUCCGGGCUUUGCCCUGCUGGCACUUGACAGGGCCGCCCACCACUCAAUUGCAUCGCGAAGCCUUCUCGCCUUGCCGCACACACCACGCUUCUCGACCUCAGCCCCGCGAUACGGUCCUCCUCCAAGGAAGGGCAUGGUUGCACCUCCCAAACGGGGGACGAAGACCUUGAACGUCAAGAAGGGGAAGUCGUCACCCAGUCGAGACACCACCAAGCGGCCCGCACCAGGAGACCGGAAAGCACUGCGGAAACGAAUCGUGCUCAGCAACAAUAAUGCAUUGGAAGUCCCCACAUUGCAAGACCUGCACAAGGACACUGUGUUGAGCGGUGAGAAUGAAGGCCUGGUGAAGGGACUGCCAGAGGAUGUUGUAGAUGCCCUGAGGGCUGUGGAAGCGUUCAAGCCGACACAGGGAUGGAGGUUGUUCCGGAGACCAGCGAUUCUGAUGAGGAAGGAGACGACGCUGUUGGCUGCGCUGUUCCGGGAGGUUGAAGGCACCGCAAAUGGACAGGCGAAGAUGACGGUGCGGAAAGUCUUGAUUGGAGAGAGGAUGAGUGGGAAGAGUACCAUGUUGCUUCAAGGCUUGACCAUGGCUUUUAUGAGGGAUUGGGUGGUGGUCAAUCUCCCAGAUGCAAAGGACAUUACAAUCGCUCACACCGAAUACGCACCCCUCCCCGGCUCCCAACCCACCCAAUACACUCAGGACAUCUACACGGCGAACCUCCUCUCCCAAAUCGCCAAAGCGAAUCAAUCUAUCCUAGGCAACUUACCUGUAACUACAAACCACAGUCUCCCAAUCCCCCUUCCUUCCAAAAGCACCCUGAAACAACUCGCCGAACUCGCCAUCACAAACCCCGAAGCCUCCUGGCCCAUCUUCGUCGCCCUCUGGAAAGAACUCACCCAACCCGGCCGUCCGCCAAUCAUGCUCGCCAUCGAUAACCUCUCCCACAUCAUGCGAAACUCCGAAUAUCUCUCCGCAGACGUCAAACCCAUCCACGCCCACGACCUCGCCCUAGUCCGGCACUUCGUUGACCGCCUCGCCGGCAAAACCCCGCUCCCCAACGGGGGCAUGAUCCUCGCCGCAACAUCCGGCUCCAAUGCACCAACAUCCCCGGCCCUCGAUUUUUCCAUCCAGGUCGCGGAAGCGCGGCAAUUGAAUCCCGAGAGCAUCCCGCAAUGGAAUCCGUAUAAAAACGUUGAUCAGCGUGUUAUGGAGUGCCUAAAGGACGUCGGCGUGUUGAAGGUGGCGGGAUUGACUAAGGCGGAGGCGAGAUCGAUUAUGGAGUAUUAUGCUGCCAGUGGAAUGUUGAGGGCGCAGGUAACGGAGCCGUUUGUAACUGAAAAGUGGAGUUUGGCGGGGAUGGGGAACAUUGGGGAGUUGGAGAGGGUGAGUGUUCGGUUGAGGGUAUGAGGGUUGGUUGAGUGGUGGAUUGUAGACGGGCGUAAACAAGAGGGCUAGGUGCAGAGUUGGUGUACUAUAGGCGCCAGUGAUCUAGCUAGCUUUCAGGAGCUAGGAUCUCGGCUGUAUGACUUUUAGUAUGAGAAAUGUAUUAUACACAACCAGGAUCUCUUUUCAAUCCCUCGCGC
This is a messenger RNA of Lindgomyces ingoldianus, 1689 nucleotides long. RefSeq lists its product as uncharacterized. The transcript is spliced from 2 exons. Gene Ontology annotation, cellular component: mitochondrial small ribosomal subunit. Bases 86 to 1513 code for a protein of 475 amino acids. Lineage: Eukaryota; Fungi; Ascomycota; Dothideomycetes; Pleosporales; Lindgomycetaceae. Gene Ontology annotation, molecular function: structural constituent of ribosome. The record is from RefSeq and is a predicted model, not a curated record.